Molecule: messenger RNA, 1791 nt
Organism: Aspergillus nidulans FGSC A4
Lineage: Eukaryota; Fungi; Ascomycota; Eurotiomycetes; Eurotiales; Aspergillaceae
Product: Mis12-Mtw1 family protein
Exons: 5
Coding region: 1-1791 (596 amino acids)
Biological process (GO): chromosome segregation; cell division
Cellular component (GO): MIS12/MIND type complex
Source: RefSeq, a predicted model, not a curated record
AUGACCGUCACUGUCCUAGCAACACCAACGACUAAGACGAAGCGUCGCGAACCUUUGAGGGUAAUUGAUAUGGCAACGUCCCAGGCGCGGACGCGUCAUGCGUCGUCCGCCGCGCCUGGCGGGACCGGUAAAGGCGGAGGAAGACGAACGAGGGCGAGUUUGGAUAAGCAGGAGAGGAAUGAUGAGGGAGUUAACGGGGAGAAGAAGCGCAAGGCUGGAGUUUAUGAUGAGGAUAUAGAAGGGUUCCAGUUUUCGCGCAUUACGAGUAAAAAGCAGAAAGCGUCAACAAGUACCGAGCAGCCCGAUCUUCCUGCUCCAGAGGAACCAACGCCACAGCCAUCGCCGAGAAGGGGCCGACCGCCGAAGAAGCGGGCGGAAGACAGGUCGGACGAUGUAGCAAGACAGAAGAAGGCUUCAGAAGGAACGGGCAAGCGACAAACUCGUGGAAAAACGAAAAAUGCUCUAGAGCCGGAGCCAGAACCUAAACCGCACCCGCACCCGAACCCUCAAUCCGAACGAAGUGAGCGCUCAACACGAAAACGAGGCGAGGAGGAGCAGGUUCAGCAGGUUUCUGUAGAGAAGAAGCGGAAGAAGGGCCGGCCCAGCAAAUCCCAGGAGGAGCAGCGCAAUGGGUUUGUGUCUCCGGAACAACCGCAGGCGGGAACGGCUACAAUUGCGCUGCCCGUAGCGGACACACCGGUUAUACAGAGGAAUAAAGAGAUGCGGGGGAAGAAAUCCGGCAAGGGGAGCCGGCGCAGUAGUCUCAGUAUGAGGGGGCGACGGGCCAGUUCGUUGAUUGAUUCUGGGGCAUCAAACGCGUUACCUCACGACAAAGUGGACACGGCGGAAUUCUACAAGCAUAUUGCGGCCGACGGCCUGGUAGAGCCAAGGCGAAUGAGGCAGCUUCUGAUCUGGUGCGGUACACGCGCGCUGCUGGAAAAGCCGUCGGGCUCGCGCUCUGGAGACGAGAGCGCACGAUUAGCAGCACGGGUAAUCCAGGAAGAGCUAGUGAAAGAUUUUUCCAGCAAUUCGGAGUUAUCAAAUUGGUUCUCGCGGGAGGACACGGCUCCCACGGUGGUUGUCAAAAAGGCCAAUCCGAAGAAUUUGCAGAACCAGGACAAGAUCAAGGAAUUGGAGGAGCAAAUACAAAAGUUGCAAAAAGAAAGACAAGCACUCAACGCACUACUACGAGCUCCGUCAAUUCCAAGGCUAAGGCCACCGAAGCGGCUGCCAAAUGGACAAUCGGGUAACCACCCACCUGAACCGACAAAAACAACGCCCGCCGACGAGUACAUUGAUCCAUCAGUACUAGACCCCUCUCAACUGAGGAUCCUCGAAUCGUUACAUCCAGGCACGGUAAAGCAGGAGCAAGAACAAGGCAGAGACGCACAACUGCAUCCUCGAUCCGACCAGACACAAAAUACCGAACCCGAAACCAAACCCCUUCCGCCAAUGCCCCCAUCCUCCAUAACCGCCCGUCUUUCCCGCAUAACAAGCCGACUUGCUCCAACACUGGACUCCUUCGCCUCAGGCAUCCACAACGUCGAGCUCUACCGCGCCAUGUCCGACACCGUUUCGUCGAAGGCGCUACAGAUCUGCGCCGAUCGGUUAGAGGAGCGAGACGCCCGGAAUGCCCUGCGGCGACUUGCCAUCACAGCCCCUGCUGAAGCCCAAACAGCUGCAGGGGCGUCCGCGGAAGAGGGCAUUCCGCUGCGACUAAGAUCACGAUCACGGCCGAGGGAAGAUCUAUGGCCGAUCUUGGGGGCGUUGAGUCGGAUAGAGCGGCGGUGA